Molecule: messenger RNA, 1492 nt
Organism: Dentiscutata erythropus
Lineage: Eukaryota; Fungi; Glomeromycota; Glomeromycetes; Diversisporales; Gigasporaceae
Source: the annotation of a GenBank genome assembly
AUGGGUGUUUAUUGCGCAUGGGGAGCCACUCAAGGAAUUUUUAGUAUUUUAUGUGGUGUUGCAUUCUCCUACAGCGGUGCCAAAGCAGCCAAAAGACUACAUAAUAAUGCAAUUAACCGUGUAUUAAGGGCACCAAUAAGUUUUUUUGAUACCACACCUUUAGGAAGAAUUAUUAAUCGUAAAGACAUUGACACAUGCGAUAGUUCACUUUCUGAAUCAUAUCGAAUGUUUUUUACAACCUUUUCGAGUACUAUUGGAACUUUUAUUCUAAUAGUAGUGGUGUUUAAGUGGUUUAUUAUUCCGUUGGUUCCUUUGACCAUACUUUAUUAUCUAGCAGCACUUUUUUAUCGGUCAUCUAAUCGGGAGUUAAAGCGUCUUGGUUCAGUAUUAAGAUCUUCGUUAUAUGCUCAUUUUUCUGAGACACUUACAGGGCUGCCGGCCUAUCGUGAACAAGAAAGCUUUUUGAGAAAUAAUGAAGUAUUCUUAGAUAUCGAAAAUAGAGCGAACUUUCUUACUAUAUGUGCCCAAUUAUGGCUUUCAGUGCGCCUUGAUACUAUUGCAAAUAUCUUAGUACUUUUUGCAGGUUUGCUUGCAAUAAUUUUUAGAUUUAAUAUUGCACCCUCAAUUACUGGAUUAGAAGCAAAUAUGAACUCAGUUGAACGUUUAGUUCACUACAGUGACAAUUUAGAAGUAGAGGCUGAGAAUAUAAUUCUGGGCAACAGGCCACCACCUAGAUGGCCAGCUCAUGGAGAAAUUCAUAUUAAAAAUUUGGAAAUUAGAUAUAAACCUGAUAGUUGUGGAAAAUCAACAUUGGCAAUGUCGUUCUUUAGAUUUAUUGAAGCAACUUCUGGAAGUAUUGUAAUUGACAAGGUUGAUAUUAGUACUAUUGGAUUAAAAGAUCUUAGAAGCAAUAUUACUAUCAUACCUCAGGAUCCCGUAUUAUUUGAUGGCACUAUAAGAAGCAACUUGGAUCCAUUAAAUGAGCAUAAAGAUCCCAAGUUAUGGAAUGCACUUCGUCGUGUACACUUAAUUGACCCUACUUCCGAAAAGGAAGAAUCAAAAAAUGUCCUUUCUAUUUCAGAACAAAAAAAUAACGAGAAAGAACAAAUAAUGCUUGACUCACCUGUCAAAGAAAAUGGAAGAAAUUUUUCUCAAGGCCAACAGCAGCUGAUUGCAAUGGCCAGAGCAAUAGUUCGUCAUUCCAAAAUAAUUAUAAUGGACGAAGCUACUGCUAGUAUAGAUUUUAAAACUGAUAAUCUAAUUCAGGCUACAAUUAGAGAAGAGUUCAAAGAUAAUACUAUUAUUACUAUUGCACAUAGGUUGCGAACGGUUGUAGAUUAUGAUAGAAUUCUAGUUAUGGAUGCCGGAAAUGUAGUUGAAUUUGAUAUUCCAUAUCUGUUGAUGCAAAAACCUGAUGGGUUGUUUAGAGAAAUGUGUGAAAAAAGUGGUGAAUUUGUAGAAUUAAUAGAAAUUGCCAAGCAGAAAUAUGAGA